Molecule: messenger RNA, 945 nt
Organism: Penicillium vulpinum
Lineage: Eukaryota; Fungi; Ascomycota; Eurotiomycetes; Eurotiales; Aspergillaceae
Gene: tpcB
Product: metallo-beta-lactamase type thioesterase tpcB
Exons: 2
Coding region: 1-945 (314 amino acids)
Biological process (GO): secondary metabolite biosynthetic process
Source: RefSeq, a predicted model, not a curated record
AUGGCGCCGGGUGUGGGAGGCUACCGCCAGAUCAAUAAGGCACUCAAUAUUUGUGCCUUUGAGGAGUACCUCGAAAGCCAGCAAACACGUUUGCCGAAACUCCUGGACGUAGAGCAAAUCAGUCCACGAGUGAUACGCAUUCUUGGAUGUAAUCCGGGGAAGUUCACGCUUCAGGGUACAAACACAUACAUCCUAGGGACGGGCGCCAAGCGCCUCAUUAUUGACACAGGUCAGGGCAUUCCAGACUGGGCAAACCUGAUUGAGGACACCCUUGAGAAAGAAAGCAUCUCAUUGUCACAAGUCCUGCUCACACAUUGGCAUGGCGACCAUACUGGCGGUGUUCCUGACUUGGUUCGCAUGUAUCCUGAGCUCACUGAGUCUAUUUUUAAGCAUACGCCGAGCAAGACCCAACAACCGAUCAAGGAUGGACAGGUUUUCGAAGUUGAAGGGGCCACUGUGCGUGCGGUGCACGCUCCAGGUCACUCACACGACCAUAUGUGCUUUAUCCUUGAGGAAGAAGAGGCAAUGUUCACAGGAGACAACAUUUUGGGCCAUGGCACCACCGCAGUUGAGCAUCUUAAUACCUGGAUAACGACACUACGUACAAUGCAAUCUCACAAUUGCGUCAAAGGCUACCCGGCCCAUGGGGUUGUCAUCGCGGACCUUAAAGGCAAAAUCGCCGGUGAACUAGCGGGAAAGCAACGGAGGGAACGACGGGCACUGGAGGCGUUGCAGCAGGCGAGGCCUGUUGACAGUGGGGGUGGUAAAGGCAGGCUUACGGUUAAGGAGCUUGUCACGGCUGUGUAUGGGGAUAAUUCGGACACUACUAUUAGACAGAUGGCUCUAGAGCCUUUCAUGGACGAGGUCCUACGAAAACUAGCGGAGGAUAAUGUGGUGGGCUUUCAGGUCAGAUCCGGGGUGAAGAGAUGGUUUGCUCUUGUGUGA